AUGCACGAACUGGCAGCUAUUCUCAAAGAGGUUAAGGGUACUAAAACAACUGGUCCAGUCUUGAUACGUGUUGUCACCGAGAAAGGUCGGGGGUAUCCAUAUGCUGAGAAAGCUGCAGACAAAUACCAUGGGGUUACCAAGUUUGAUCCUGCAACUGGAAAGCAAUUCAAGGGCAGUGCUACUACACAGUCUUACACAACAUACUUUGCAGAGGCUUUGAUUGCAGAAGCAGAAGUGGACAAGGAUGUUGUUGCCAUUCAUGCUGCAAUGGGAGGUGGAACAGGCCUAAAUCUCUUCCUUCGUCGUUUCCCAAGGAGAUGCUUUGACGUUGGAAUAGCGGAACAGCAUGCAGUUACAUUUGCUGCAGGAUUAGCCUGUGAAGGCCUUAAACCUUUUUGUGCAAUCUACUCAUCUUUCAUGCAGAGGGCUUAUGACCAGGUAGUACAUGAUGUGGAUUUGCAGAAACUGCCUGUGAGAUUUGCAAUGGACAGAGCUGGGAUGGUUGGAGCAGACGGUCCUACACGUUGUGGAGCUUUUGAUGUCACUUUUAUGGCAUGUCUCCCUAACAUGGUGGUGAUGACUCCUUCUGAUGAGGCAGAACUUUUUCACAUGGUCGCCACAGCUGCCGCUAUAGAUGAUCGUCCUAGCUGUUUUCGAUACCCGAGAGGUAAUGGUAUUGGUGUUCAGCUGCCACGAAACAAAGGUAUUCCUCUUGAGGUUGGAAAAGGCAGGAUAUUGGUUGAAGGGAAAAGAGUAGCACUCUUGGCUUACGGGAGUUUGGCUGCUGCCUCUUUAGUCGAACCCCAUGGCUUACAUAUAACAGUAGCAGAUGCUAGAUUCUGUAAACCUUUGGAUCACGCCCUCGUUCGAGUCCUAGCAAAAUCACAUGAAGUUUUGAUAACAGUUAAAGAAGGAACGAUAGGGGGCUUUGGAUCUCAUGUUGCUCAUUUUCUGGCCCUUGCUGUUCUUCUUGAUGGCAAACUGAAGGUACUGAUUUAA
This is a messenger RNA of Manihot esculenta (cassava), 999 nucleotides long. Its product is annotated as probable 1-deoxy-D-xylulose-5-phosphate synthase, chloroplastic. Gene Ontology annotation, cellular component: chloroplast. Bases 1 to 999 code for a protein of 332 amino acids. Gene Ontology annotation, biological process: chlorophyll biosynthetic process; terpenoid biosynthetic process. NCBI's taxonomy places the organism in Eukaryota, Viridiplantae, Streptophyta, Magnoliopsida, Malpighiales, Euphorbiaceae. The record is from RefSeq and is a predicted model, not a curated record. Gene Ontology annotation, molecular function: 1-deoxy-D-xylulose-5-phosphate synthase activity. The transcript has 4 exons.